Penicillium hordei is the source of this 1251-nucleotide messenger RNA. RefSeq lists its product as uncharacterized. The coding region runs from base 1 to 1251 and encodes 416 amino acids. The record is from RefSeq and is a predicted model, not a curated record. NCBI's taxonomy places the organism in Eukaryota, Fungi, Ascomycota, Eurotiomycetes, Eurotiales, Aspergillaceae. Gene Ontology annotation, molecular function: protein binding. The transcript has a single exon.
AUGACAACUCUUUCAGAGCUUCCUAAUGAGAUGCUACUGGAGAUUUCCGGUCACCUCGACUAUCCAAAUCUCAAUGCAUUCACACAGGUCAGCCGCCACUUCCAUGCGUUGUCAAACAGGGGUCUUUACAGAGCUGUUGCCAAAGACACACCUGGGAAAGCGAUAACAUGGGCAGCUGAAAAAGGGAAGGAAACUAGUGCGCGGAAACUGUUGCAGAUGUGCGGCUUGAAGAUAUUGGAUGACCUCGCCUUUGAGGGCCAAGAACCAAUAGUGAUCGCUGCAUCGAAUGGACACACUAAUCUUGUCGAAUUAUUUCUGCCCUAUUGCAUUCAACAUAACACCAAAAAAGAUAGAGAAGAUCUAUUUAAAAGAGCACUUACUGUUGCAAUCCCAGAAAAGCAUGUCGCAGUGGUCAAACUGCUCCUCGAACACAAGACUGAUUUCAACACCAACCACGAAGACAGACAUGCUACAAUUCCUUUAUGCAAAGCGGUCGAAAUGGGACAUGUAUCGAUUGUGAAAAUUUUCCUUGAACACAAUUACUGCAACCUCGAUACAUAUGAUCUUGAUGGUAUGACACCUAUAGCUCUCGCUGCUGCUACGAAAGCCUCAUCCGAAAAUCUGGAAAUUGCCCAACUCUUGGUAGAGGCUGGUGCAGAUUUAUGUAGAGAUGAUAACCUGUUACUCAAAGCCGCAAAAUCAGAUAACCUGCCAGUUAUGAAGCUCUUCCUAGCGAACAACCUUUGUUGGCGCCGAUUGGAAUGGUCCGAAGUCUUACGUGAAUUUUCCCAACCGAGCCGGAAAAACCACGAGAUAGGGUCAUUGCUACUAAGCUGGAUUGAUGUAGAUCGCAUAUUGAAGAUCAGUAACAUUCAACGUUGCUAUCUCUUGAGAGGAGCGAUUGCCAAUCGUCUUGACGAUCUGUUGGAAAAGAUAUUGGAUGAGUCGGCCGUCCUAGAUGAAGACCAUAAAGCAAACCGAAAAGGGAUUCUUUUGUGUCCUUUGAGUCUGGCUGUCUGCUAUGGCCGACCUAGGGCUGUCAAGCUCUUACUCGACCACGGCGCUGACCCUAGUGGUGAAGGCGACUGUCGACCAGUACAAUUUGCUCUUGAAAAAGGGAAAGACACAAUGACGAGGAUGCUAUUUGACAAAGGAGCGAUAUUUGAUCCGGAAAAUUGUCGUGGGUCGGCCGAAUACCGUCAAUUAAUGAAGCUGCGUUUGGCUCGAGUGCAAAGGAAGCCUAUUAAUUAA